UGUCUUGUUGCAGAUCGUUACACGUGGUACCUGUUUCCUAGUGCCGGUAACAGGUUAUAUGGAUACCAGCAGCAAGCCAACCUUUCAUUUAUGAGCGAGCUUCUUCCUAAUGGGUCUCUUGUGACUAAAGAUAACGGUGUGAAUGGGCUCUGGGUACCACCAGGAGAGAAGGUCACCCUGGGAGAUUUCUCGUCUCGUUGUUUUGCGGAUGCCGCAGUCUGUAAUAACUUUACCGUCUCCUUUCUAUUCAAGAUGAAUGGAAGCAUUCCAGAGAAUGAGACAGUAGAUAUCAUUCAUCAGAUGCCUAUAACAGAUGCAAGUCAUCGUGUUCGGUUCACUGUUUCAAAUAAUAACUCUCAUUUCAAGGCUGUUGCCAUUGUUUCUCGGGAUCUCAACGAGGCAAUGGCCUCUGCUGUGUUUUCCUUCACCGAAAAAUGGAUUCAUGUAGCACUUAUCUACAAAGGGCCAGGUGAUCUCGAGAUUUUCUUAAACGGAACAAAUGACAAAUUGAAUGCCUCCUUAGUUUACUUCAACGGUUCUAUCUCACAAGUCAGCAUGACUCUAGGGGCUUCCAUGAGCUCCAAUGGUUUUUUCGCGAGCUAUUUACAGGUAUUUGAAUACGCGAUACAAGGUGAUGUCAACACUUUAAAGGACGAAAGUUUCACUCAAGGUACGCUCGCCUGACGACUUAGCUUAUCUCUGCUAAAAAAAUGUUUUACCCAAACCUAAACUGUUUUUUAUAUGAUUUUUAAUGAUCUCCUCAGCUUACUAUGUUUUUUUCUUCCUUAGCCACAAACCCAAAUCUUACUACAGUGACAGUUAGGCAGUCUUCAAGAGUUUUUCAAGAGUCAGAUGGAGUCAUUACUAUCUUUAUCGAUAGAGAAGGCAACCUUGGUGUAGUAUCAGUCGUGAUGUAAGUGCAUCAAUGUAAAUUGUUUCGCUGUGUGCCAUUUUUAUGUAUGUAAUGUAGAAAGCCGCUCGCAGAAAUGAAAAACAAAAUCAUCAACAACAACAACAAUAACAAAAACAAUGAAUUUGAGGUCUUGACGCAUUUUAUGUAAACGCUAAAUUCCCUUAAUUGAAUCGUGGGCGAUGCAUGCCAUACUCUGAGAGUAAAACGGGAGGUGACAUAACAGGAAAUCGUUAUCUUCAUCUUACUAAAAUGCAGAUUUCAAAAGUUUUUCUUUCAAUUUUUCUAAAUCAUUUCAGGUACACCCUGUCAGAGGGUACUUUGUCCAACGUUUCGGAUUUCACCAUCGAAGAUUUGUCAUAUGGACAGUUCGUCUUCAAACCUGGAGAGGUUGUUAAACGUUUGUCAGUGAACAUCGUAAACGACACAUCGCCAGAAGUAAACGAAACCUUAAUCUUGAACUUAACAUCACAAGAUGGUAUCACUAGUGUGACAGAAGAGAGUGUUCAGUUAGUUAUCCUGGAUGACGGUGAGUACAGUCAGGUCAGAAAAAUACUGUGGAUUGCAAUGUUGGUAAUCCCACCAUGUAAGAUAUUCCAAGUCUGUCUAGGAAUCUGCUGGAUUCUAAACUAGGGAUUUCGGACUAAGGCACUAUUCCGGAUUCCUUUUCGGUGGCAAAACAUUCCAGUUUCCAAAGCCCAAGAUUCUGGAUUCCACAAGCAAAUAGUUCCAGUAUCCUUGAAUUCGGAUUUUUCAUGAGAGGAUAAAGGAUAAGACAGCCUAUUUCCUAUACUUGUAGAAGCAGUUCUUAUUUGCCAGGCACUUCGUCUAAGUUUUGUAAUAAGAAAAUGAAGGGAGAUUGACUACAUCAAAUGUUACAUUUUUAAGUUUUGAGUUCCUUGACAUCCAUGUAAAAAGAUAUUUUAGAUAUAUACCGUCAUUGUAUAUCCCAAAACUGGGCACUAACUUUAUCGGAGGGGAUGUCAGGAUCAGAAGAAUUAUAACUUGAUCAAUACUAACGAGUUUAUCUUAUUUAUUUAUCCAUUACAUUGCGGUGUUUAUGUGAGGGCCUUAACGGUAAAGGAACCUUGAUAAGAUAUUAUGUGAACCUUCAGGUUAAAUAAAUACUAACUUUUUUUGUCUUAAUCGUUUGUGACGCGUAAAACAUCCCGACCAGAACAAUACUUCGGCAUGGUUAUCAACUGAAAUUUUGUUAUAUUGCAAAGCAAUAACAAAACAAAACAAACAAAAAAGAACAACAACAACAACAACAACCAUGAACAACAAUCAGUGAUUAAUUUGUAACAUCUUGUAGAUAUCGACGAAUGUGCAAGCGGUCCUUGUCAAAACAAUGGAACCUGCACUGACUUGGUAUCAGACUACAACUGCUCCUGUACUCCGGGCUAUACUGGAAAAAAUUGCACUUUAGGUAAGAUACUAUAAGAAAACGUCUUGACUUCUUGCCCUUUUUUUAAAAUACUUUUAUCUUGCUUAAUCUUUGGUUUUCAAAACAUGAACGAUAAUUAAUUUUGUUUGGCGACGGUACGUGCCGACGGUACGUUUAGUUGUGCAUAUAUUCUUCAAAUACCAGAGUUCAUCCGUCGACUUAAUGUUUUAUUUAAGUUGUUCCUCUUAGGUAGUAAUUCAGCUAUUUCUUCUUCGUGAAACGUGUGAAAUGUUCCGUCUUUUUCUACAGCUCUACCAAGACGACGACUUUUUUUCUGUUAUGGUCCUUUUUCUACCGUUUUAGCAGUUUUAACCUCAUUUAUUCGGAUAUAGGAAACGCUUUCCAAAUUUGGUCAACACUAACUGGCUAUGAAGAAUUAGCCGGGAGAUUUGAGCCAAAAUGGAGAAACAUUUUGGAUAAAUAAUACUAAUUAAGCCUAAGUGUCAUUGGUGUUCUGAUGUAAUACCCACAUGUACCUCCUUUGUGCUUCGCAGACACCUACACUUGGUACUUGUUUCCAGUCGGUGAAAAUCGCCUCUACGGUUACGAGCCAAUGUUAAACAUGUCUUUUGAAAGCGAUGAGCUGUCUUCUGGUAUAAAAGUGGCCACGAAGAAGAACGUACAAGGCAUCCAAAUACCACAGGCAAGCGAAAUCGACUUAGGAGAUUUCGCCAGUCCAUGUUUUAAGAACGCCACUGUCUGUAGUGGCUUCAGUGUUUCAUUUUUGGUUUAUAUCGUGGGGCCAGUGAACGUGGGAGAAAGUAUGAAAGUACUGGACUCUAACUCAUCAUUUCGAGGCUCCUAUCAUGUGCAAUUCAUUGUAAGGAGGACUGCUGCGCGCCUGGAGGGACAUGCGUAUGUUGUUGGCGGUAACUCUUCAACUAUUCUUGAUAGAAAAAUAGCUUUUCCUGCAACUGAUACCUGGGUUCACGUGGCUAUUGUGUACUCAGCAGUUUCCACCAGUCUUGAACUGUAUGUGAACAGCGUUAUGGUGACAGCUGGUGACGCUGUGGUAUCUUCUCCUUGGCAAAGUGACAACUCUACUGUUCACUUAUCAUUAGGUUCAAGGACAAACGUUCAUGACAUCUUUGUCAGUUACUUGCAGGUCAUCAAGGGCACCCUAACUGCCACGGAAGUGGCACAACUAGAAAAAGAAAGUCGAGAGCAAGGUAAGUCAACUAAGUUAGUGCGGUGUACACAAUUUCCUGGAGAGGUCAUUUUUGGCUUUAAUAAUGGGGAAAAAGGUUGAAUGUUUUUUCUCUCGGUAAAUAGUGCCUCUUCUUUCCUCAAGCUGCCUUGAAAAUUGUCCUUUCGAAAAAUACUUUCUUGAAAGAGUUCCCUCUUAUGUGGUAGAUAUAUGUUUUACAACAUACUUUAUAAAAUUCGGGAUAUAUUUUCGUUUGAUUUCGCUGUUUGUAUUCAGGUAAAAUGUUUUUGCAGUAAGGACAUGUUAGAGUUUUUUAAUUUUAUCUUAAGUUCUCAAUCCUUCCAGCGACCAGCCCAUUUAUGGUACAUUUGGAAUUAACAAAGAAAAACAUUGUUGCAAGUGAAGAUAGUGGGAAUCUUACGUUGACUUUACCGCGAAAUGGAAACCUUGUUUUGGCUUCAGUAAUCAAGUAAGUGACUAAGACAAUCUUUAGUAAACAUCACUCAAACAACAAUAUUCAUUAGCAGGUGAAUUUCCUUCUUCGUCUUCUUCCUUUGAUUUGUAGCUGAGUUGUUAACUCCGAUUUUAGGAAAUAACUCCACAGUGGAGGAUACAUUUAAGCGUAUUUCUGACACCCUUAGGCAGAUCUAGACACGGUAUGAAAACGUAAGCAGAAAAUAUUUUUUACCAAAAUGUUUUUUCCUUUCCUUUUGUUUUGUUUUUGUUUUGUUAUUUUUAAGUUAUUCAAUAAAAGAAAUCACUGCUACGGCCGGGGCUGACUUCUCUCGAGUUCCAGGUAGUGGUGAAGCGGUUAUCCGGCCUGGGGAGACAUCUGCUGGCAUCUCAGUGGAGAUCAUAGACGAUGUAAUCUCUGGUGAAGGAAACGAGACAUUAUCUGUAGCAAUAUCUACAUCAGAUAACGUAACAACGUUCUCGGAAGUGGAAGUGAAUAUCACUAUACUAGACAAUGGUAUGAAUAUUAAACCACAGAAAUUUUUUCGGGUUAAUUUGCAAUUUAUUGCUUAAAUUGGUAUUACAGCUGCGACGAUCAUAUUUUCGUUGAAAUUUGUUUUCCGCAGUUCACGUCAUCUUUAUCCUAUUUUCUUUUCUUUCAUGGUUAAGACGAAUUCACCUAAUUGACCUGUUCUAAAAUAUACGUCUUUAUAGCUCAGUUGAUGGAGCAUUGCAGCGCUAACGCAGAGGCCAUGCGUGUCUAAAUCCCGUUCAGUUAAAGCCCCGAUAUUAUUUUUGGGUUUAUUUGCAAUUGCUGAAACUGCUAUUGCAACUGCGACGAUCAUAUCUUCAUUUAAAUUAGUAUGAACAUUGUUAUUAACUAUUAGGACUUUCUUUGGUUUGUCGUACCUUUUGCCGAGUGGAUUGCCUCAUGUUAAUAAGAUAGCCUUUAAAAAUUCUCCUUUAUAGUGCGAGAAAGCGCAAAGAUGGCGUGAGCUCCUUUUCCCUAAACCACGCUUGCCGACAUGACUUUCGCCUGUUCCAUUUACCCUGUUCGUUGGCGAGCACAAAGACGACGGCCUAAUUCUUGCAACUGAUGUUAUCGCUUAUCCGUCGCGGUUAUUUUUAAGAUUUCAAAAACUAAAUUUCCCUUCAACUGUGAGAAAGUUUUUUUUUCCAUAACCGAGACCAACCACGUUUUCAUACUGUAUUCUAUCUUGAAGCAGGGCUUCCGCACCCAAAGCUCCGUGCCUAUAAAAGCAUUUGGUGACUUAUCGAUGAGAGAAAUUUUGGUUUUGAUGUUAGCGCACGCCGUCCUGCCCGCCCAGCCAUACGUACUUUAAUUAAGAAGAAGAGAAGACUUUGUCGAGGAGGGAUCGCGGGAAGCCCCAGACACGAACGCUUACGUAAGCCUUGGCGAAACGUUAGCCAGUUUAAAUGCAAACACGGCAUUUUCAUGUCUUACACUUUUGUGCUAUGGUUACUUAAUAACCCUUUUUUAAAAUUUAGAUAUCAAUGAAUGUGCUUCCAGUCCAUGUGUUAACAGCGUGACCUGCAUAGAUCUUCAUCUCAACUUCAGCUGCAUAUGUCAAAUGGGAUUCACAGGGAAUAAUUGUUCUCAAAGUAAGUUUACCGGUUAAAAAGGCUCUCUGUUUUAAUACGUCUUAUAUUUUGACACUGCUACGGCAAUAAAUUCCUUACGUAAAGAAAAACAGCAGGGGCGGAUCCAGGAUUUUUUUUAGGAGGGGGUGCACUUGUCUCUUGCUCUACUUCAACACCAAUAAACCACUUGGUUUUUUUUUUUGGGAGAAUUCCAGCUGUAUUAGAAAACCGCAGGUCAUCUAAGGGGGGGGGGGGUGCGCACCCCCCGCACCCUCCCCCUAGAUCCGCCCCUGAACAGUGAGAGUCUUACUUAAAAACUACUUAUAAUAUUAUGUUGUAAUACAUGUAUGUAAAUAAAAAGCUGAUGUAGACCUGCAAAAAAUAUAUUUCCUACUUACAGAUACAAAUAAUACGAUAUAAUACGAUAAUAUCCUGAAAUACAUCCUAUGAAAACAUUCCCAUGCAGAUUUUAUAAUUCUAUGAUUCCAGUGUAUGAUAAAUAAGUAAAUAACUAAACACAUCAUUGGAACAUAAUAGGGUACAGCCUAAAAGUAUAUAAAAAACUUUGAAUUCUUUUUUGUUGAUAAUGACAGCAGCCUCUUUCUGGAGGUUGGUUUUAUUAAUUAUGUUCCGGGCCUUUUUCAGGCUAAGCUUAAAGGUCUUUGCAUUCUUAAGUUCCUUUAGAUCGUUGGAGAGACUGUUCCAGAUUACUAGUGUUCCUCUAUACCUUAAACUAUUUCUGCCUACUUCAGAUUUACUUCGGACGAUUUCAAGUUGAAACCUUCUGCUCAUGUCGUAUCCAUUGUCCUCCUUCUUCUUAAAAAUGUUGUCGAUCUCAGUUUCGAUAUUACCAUAGUAUUCUUGAUGCAUAAGAGCAGGUUAAUAACCUUCUUUUAUAUACGUUGGAUAAUGGUUGCUAGUCAGCCCUAGCUCGACUUUGCUCGUUAUUUAACUCUGGUAGUAGAUUAAAUAUGGUUCUGGCUGCUCUAAGCAUGUAUUCUCUCUGUUUUACCAAUUAAUAAGGCUGGGGAGCAAUUUCUGUUCCCCCGACAGAGAUAGAAUAGACUACACAGGGAAUAAUUAUCUUAAAGUAAAUUUCUUCUCUGACCUUCCUGGGAAGAUUACUCAUUCUUUUUAUGGAACCAACCUUUUAAGAGAAAUUUUUGCAUGUACUAGAUAUCUGUACAGAUCAUGACAGAUUCUGAUCAAGCGCUUUUACAGUAAAAAGGUUUUCUGGUCUUUUUAUCUGGUAGCUUAUGUAAUCUACACAGUGUUUUAUAGCUCAGUAUAAACAUUUUAAUCGGUUUGGACAGCAGCUUUCUAUUACUGACAUUGUGCGACAUAUUUAACUGUAUUUAACUUUUGAAAUAGUAAUAUAAAGGGCCCCUUUUUCUUGUCCCCAAAUGUUUCUUUUUCGAAUUCUUAGCAAAUAGGGUGCGAGUUAUUAAGAAGUUCUCAAGGGAAUUAUACUAUCCAGUAUGUUCCUUUCCCGUAAUUAACAUCGCCUCUCUCCUGGUUAAACACAGGUACUUCUAUGCCUCAAGAAAAAACAUAUACAACAUUUUAAACAGAACAAGAGAUAUACAGCGAACGGAGUGGGUGAAUGUAUUAAUGUGUUAGUUAAGCUUAGUUACAUAUGAAGUGCUGAAAUUGUUUUCAUAUUCCCCUACAGAUAUAGAUGAUUGUUCUAGUGGGCCAUGUGAAAACGGAGGUACCUGCAUUGAUCUGUUCAACGGCUUUAACUGUACAUGCCCACUGGGAUUCACCGGAAGAAACUGUGGUAUUAGUAAGUGCUCCUUAACUGUCCGAAAAUUGAAGCUGUUAGUGUGAUUCUCAGGACGCCAGAGACUAUAUCAUGUGCUUUUUGUGGUUUACAUGUUUGAAUCUGUUCGCCCAGCGGCACUCGCUGCACCCGUCGCAAGCGAGAAAAAAGAAUGGUGCCGAUUUAUCGAGUUCUCUAUCUGGAUUUCGAGUGACAAGUCCGACUACAACGGAGGCUAAUAAUAUGACCCUUCACUAGAUUACCUUACAGGGCAACUGAUCGAAGCUUUUUAUUUUAUUUAUCUUCUUAAAGGAUAGUCAGUUGACAAUGUCUGAUACAUAAUAAGCAAGGCUUUAAAGAAACGGUUCUGUUUUAGUGCACAAGGUACUAUUUUUAUCUUCAUCUAUUUAUUUUUUUGCUCAUUAUUUUAUGUCUGUUUUCAUAGAUAUCAACGAUUGUACUCAUAGCCCCUGCCAGAAUGGAGGAAGUUGUAAUGAUUUGAUUAAUGACUACAACUGCACUUGCGUCCCUGGAUACACUGGCAAAAACUGCUCUAAAGGCAAGAAUGACUUUCCUUUCAAUUAACAAUACCUAUUACGAUAAAGUGUUAAAUAUAAGAGUAACAAUUCCAAACAAAUAACGAAUGGAGGAAGUUUAGAUUUCCGAACAACCCCAUUUAUUUAUUAUGCUGGGGCGUCUUUGAUACAAUUUAACACAAACAUGAUGUACAGUAGUUUUUAUUGUCUCCCUAAGGGAUUUUCAGAGUUAAUUUACAAUUAAUGAUGAAAAGAAGGAAAAUAAGAAUAAGUUACAAUAGAGUAUUGCAGGUAAAUGUCUUAAGCUAAAACAUUAAAAUUUACAUAUUAUUAGAAACUGAAUCAUAGGAUAAUGCAAUUCUAGAGCUCUGAUCGGCGUUGCCAUCAUGGAAUACGAGCCAUUAUUACCACAUCAUGCUCUCAAAAUGUGGUAAUUGUACGAGUCUGCUCAAAAUUAAAAACAAGCUGAAAAUCGGUUGUUUUUAAAUGUCAAAUAAAGUCGGGAGGGAUUCUUCAUAUUUUGUGGGCGUUUGUUCCACUCGCGCCUGUUGGAUAUGAGAUGAUUGUUGCCAACUCGGCGAUACGCGCCUCGUUGGCUAUUCUACCAUCUCAUAUCCAAAGUGCAUUCGUGGAAUAAUUGCUACUUAUACAUCUAGCCGAAUUUAGGAAAAUCGCAUCAGCUGGCAACUCUAGGCCACACAGCUUAACUUGACUUAAAUAAAGGGGCUAAUGACCAAUAUUUUAAAGAAAUUGAGCUCUUACUCAUAAGCCCUCUAUGGUGACUGUUCUCUUGGUCCCUGGUUAGCAAAGAAAUAUUCAAGUCUAUCAAAAAGACACUCUCAACUUGGCCAUCUCUGGCUGCUUUAAGGCCCACGAGAUCGAGGCAGCUCAAGCUAAGACUAAAACUAGCCCUAAGAAGAGAAUUCAAGGCCACAUCAUCCCCUGUCCUGACACAGCCUUGCAGCCAAGCAGAUCGGUGAGGGGAUUCCUUUCAUUGGCAAAUCGGCCAACAUGGCCAGUGAACUGAUUCUCCAGAGAGAUUAACUGACCAUGCGACGCUUUUGCAGAACCUCCCCCCGCCGCUGAGGAUUGACAUGGAGGCCCCUUCCCAUCCCAUGGCAAGUUAGCUCAGGGACUGACCUUAACGAUGGGACAAAUUAAGAAAGAAAAUUCUCACCGCAAUCACCAGAAAUCCGGUUUUAGCCAGGUUUCUGUGCAAAUAGUCUGGGCCUUUUUCAGGCACGUUUUAUGUAUAUACGUAUUCCGUAACAGUAUUCAAAGUUAUCUUUAAAAAAAAGUCAAAAUUAGACUUAUAGUUUGGUACAUAAUUCACACUAACAUUGCGCUUAAAACUGGCGGAGGAUUGACUGUUUCUUGUGUUGGCACUCAGAGAAUUCCAUAUGUUGACUGAGUAAAAUUGAAAAGGGCGUUGAGUAGUGGUUGUUUUACACUGGGAAGAUCUAAAUUAACACUUUGUCUAGUAUUAUAACAAUGCACAUCUGAUCUCUUGCUACUUUAAUUACUUAAAUACGACGGGGUAUAGCCGUUUACAAUUUUGUACAUUUGCAUGUACAUCGCGCACCAGCAGUUGAUCUUUUUAAAGAAAGGAAAGGCAUCCUAAUUCCUAAAGGAACGGUGAGACAUGAUCAAACUACUUACGAGUUGUAACUUCUGUAUGUUCUGUUUGAAAGUGUAUAGGAACUUACUAAAGACAAGAUGAGUUAAAAUAGCUAAAAGUAGGGGUUUAGAAAAUAGGUGCUUGACCUAAACGUACGUAGAAGGGGCGAAGUCAGAUCAUUAGUAUAAUGGCCAAGACUUUGACUGAGGGUACAGAAAUAAGAUCCUGACUAAGGAGAGUUAUAGUAACGCCCUUUACUCUGUUCAGGAGCUACCUUGUUCCAAACAAAAUUAGUUCAGUUUUACUUGAUUUGAUCAUUAACUGCUUCGAGCAACUCCGACCAGCAAUAUGGCGAAGGUCUUCUAUGAUUUUGGCAAGACAGGAAUCGGUAUCCUCUGAAGAAAAGGAAAGAUAAACCAUUGUGUCGUCAGCGUAGGAAUUGAUACUCGGAGACUCGACUGCGGAAGGUAGAUUUUUCAUAUAAAAACCAAACAACAUGGGUCCUAUGAUGGAUCCCUGGGGUACUCCCUGUGUGAUUGUAAGUUCUUCAGAUCGUUAAGCGCCAAGUCGAGUGGACUGCUUGCGAUUGGUAAGGUAGCUUUGAACCAUUCAAGGAACUGAUUUGACGUGCCCAGAUUACGCAGUUUGAAGAGACGUGUUUUUAUAUGCAAAUGCUUUGAUAAGGUCUAUCAGGACUUCAUUUCUUCCAUGGCCCUGAAUAUGUGAUUAGUAAUAAGCAGGCUUAAGGUUUCUGCAGAGUGAUACUUGCAAUUCCCGCUUUGAUGUUGAGUAAGCCUAUUACGCUGAGACAAAUACUUAUCAAACUGAGUUAGAGCCAUGAGUUAGAGCAAUGUAGCUGGCAUGGGGAUAGGUAAAGAAAAUUGUAACAGUUCAAAAUCGAUCCCUCUUCAGUUACUGUACUCACUCAGGAUAUGUAAAAGCCUUUGAGGCUGCUUGCUACCCGUGAAUUGAGAGUGUAUUACUAACAUGAGAAGUGUAAUUUGUACUUUUUUUCUAAUGUCUCACUUAGCAGCCAGUGAAGUAACAACAACACUGUCAUGUAUUCUUUUUAGAAUCCUACCUGUGGUAUCUGUUUCCAACUGGAGCGAGCCUUCUUUAUGGCUAUGAUCCGACGAACAAUCAGUCAUUUAACAGCAAUCUUUUACCAUCUGGCGCCACAGCCAGCCGCAAGGAAGGGUUUCGUGGACUUUGUAUACCAUCAGCAACAGAAGUCAUUCUUGGUGAAUUUGCCGACGAGUGUUUGAAACAAACUUGCGACGAAUUUACCAUUUCAUUUCUGGCUUAUAUUAAUGGAACAGUGGCCAGAGAUGAAGAGGUGCAAAUAUUAUAUUCCACUCCUGUGAGCCAAGGACAAUACCAUGUACAGUUUACUGUCACAAAGACUGUUUCACGGUUGCAAGGCCAAGCAUUCAUUGUGGGCGGCAAUUCUACAAAUCUUCUUGAAAGAAAAGGAACAUAUCCAGGCGUGGACAGAUGGGUCCAUGUUGCCAUUGUUUACUCAAAAUCCCUUCAUCAACUUAACUUGUAUUUUGACAGUGUAAGGGUGGCAGAUCCGAACUCGACUAUAAAUUGGGAUAACAGUGGAGAAAGCGUUAAUAUUUCACUAGCUCACAGUGGAAAUGUGAGAGAUAUAUGUGUGAGUUACUUUCAGAUAAUAAGAAACCUGUUAACUGAGCUGGAAAUAAAACAGUUGGAAGAAGAAUGUCGAGAACAAGGUAAGAUUGUAAGAAAUUGAUAGACUGAAGGUCCCGGGCCACGGAAGCUGUUUUAAGCAUUUAAGAUGGAAGUUUUCAGUUAGAAAAGGGACAACAACCACCACCGUGACCACCAACAACAAAUAGACUGGCUAGGCGAUUAGAUACGUGGUUAACAAUUCUUAAAUAAUGAUUUUAAAAUAUGUCUUCGGGGCCAGUAAAAUUAAUUACGGGCCGCAGCUACGUAACAUUUAGUGCCUACAGACUACAUGAAGAAUAGCAUAUUUCAGUGUCCUUGGCCAAAAUAACGGUGAAAUUGAGAGUACUUGUAUGCAGUUUCCGAUAGAGCUUGGUGGUUUCUGUGGUUAGUGAGCCCAAACAAAUGCAAGCAGGCUACUUAACCGCAACAAACAGAAGAAUGCAUGUAUGUUGUAUGAUACCGCUUCGUUCUUGACUAUGUAAAUGUGCCUACUAUGCGCAUUGUAAAAAGGUUGCGCGCUAGCAUGUUCGGUUUGUGCACAAGUGACGCUCUACAACAUUUGCACUUAAAGAACAUUUAUUCAUUGUUUGCGCUUCAUUCCUUAGCCUUCCUAAAACUGCCCGUUCAGAUGUCAUUAACAAUAUGUGAAAAGUCCUUAUCGCAAAUAAAUUAUAUCGAAAAUAUGCCUUCCACCAGUGAAUGAAAGUACGUUUAUCUUAACGUCUAUUUGCAAAAUGCUGGAGGUGUACUUACUUACAGAACCCGAUUAAUCCAUUUUUUUGCAAUGAUGGGUGGGUAGCAGAAAAAAAAGACGAGAAAAUUUCCAGCUUCCUUGCUUCAAUACCAGGCAGCAAGCUAAACUGCUUAAAUCUUCUUUUACUUCUAAUUGCUCUUCUUUUGAUUUGUUUUACGAUCUUUUAUAGCGGCUAAUCCUUCCGCGGUGGAAGCAAAAUUUGCCCAGAACAAUACAGAGGUGGAAGAAGAAGCUGGAGCAGUUGUUGUUCCUGUAAUUCGUAACGGAAACAUCUUUUUAGCGUCGGUUUUACAGUAGGUCAACUUAUGAAACAUUUACUUUCUAGAAAUAUAUAAUUUUGCAUUGCUCAGUUACGAUUUGAUGACAUUAAACAACUAUUGGACUAGACUCAGUGAAAUAUCGAGAUUUAUCAGAGGGGAAUAGACCACUAUUAUUGAUUGUUAUUCAUUCAAAAUGUUUUUCGGUCACUGAGUGCCUCCAAUCCCCAGGGCAACCUCUUCUGAUAACCAGCUAACGUUGACCAAAUUUAGAAGACGUUUCUGAUAUCCAGUAAAGUGACGUCAAUAGUAAUGGCUGUCCACCAAAGAAAGGACGGCAGCUGAGGAGUCUGGAGGACGAAGUUGGGUUAGCUUACUGCUGUUGGUAGAAAUGGAGAAAAUGGCGGUAGAUUUAACACGUUUUUCGAAGAAGAAAUUGUCGGACUUUUUGCUAGUAAAACUACCAAUAACAAAGUGAGAAGAAGAGAACAAGAGAAGAUUAAGGGCAGUCCCCGAGGCGAUCUUUGCACGUUUUAUCCGUGUUAAGCGGACCGAUAGGAAGUGUUUGUCGAUCCAUCCAAACUCAGUCAGACGAAUUUAAAUGUGACAGACGUGAGACACUUUAUUAACUUAACUCACUCAGUUGUGUUUGUUGCAUGAUAAAUUCGACGUGUGGCGUUGGCCUUAAAAAAACUAUUUAUAUAAUCUGACGAUAUCCAAAUCCUACUGCUUUAUCCAAGGACAUUAUUGUAAACAUUAAUAACAAGACGGUAAGGACAAAAGUGACUUGAGGCUUCCUCACAUUUUCUGUCCUUCUUCAGGAAAAAAAAAUCUUACCUUUUUUUGUUGACCCUAAUUGUAAUGUAUUUAUUUAGAUUUAAUUCCAGCGAUGGCGAUGCUGAAAUAAAUGUGGAUUUUGAUCAUCGGUUAAAUCAGGAAAUUAUCUUUAAGCCUGGAGAGGUGUAUGCUGGUAUCCCUGUGAACAUUCUAAAUGAUUUUUUACCCGAAAACAACGAGGCUUUUUAUCUCACACUUACUACGUCAGACGAUGUCACUACAAUAACCACUGGCUUCACGACCGUUGUUAUUCAAGAUAAUGGUAUGUGUAGAAACAACUAGGAGAAAACGUGUCAAAGAUAAUCAUAUACAGUAUUAAAUCUUGAGGUUACAAAAAAGUUACUAACAGCUCAGUGGCAUCACUAUAAUACAGCAAAAAUACAAUGCGGAAGUGUUUGUAACAAACACGUGACAGUUACAUUGACUUAUUACCCUGCGGCCCUUAAUGAAAUAAAGAAAAGAUAUGAAAAGUAUUAUAAAGGGUGCACAGAACCUAUUUUUCUCUUCAAAACAGGCGAAUUUACCUCCAAAAUACAGUGUCUACCCUAUCGUGGGGACAAAUUGACAAGUAUGACGUAGAAUGAUUUGCAAGAAUGUAGAAUAAAUUAACAACAUGGCGGCAAAUACCAGGAUGGUCAUUUUUGGUAAUUCCCCAAUCAAUUUGAAAAUCUUCAUUUACCUCGCUAUACCUUGUUACAGUCAGAUACAUCGCUUAAUAACUCAAAGCAUAAAGCAAUGACCGGAAUCGAAGAGAAGCCUGUGCAAAUUGACUAACGUCACGUGACGUCAUCAGCCUUUCUUUGAUACUUUACUCGCUGAUAGCGACAUUUCUGAGGAGGAAAAAACAGUAUUUUUGAGUUCCAAAAUCCAAGAAUUUUUUUUGAGACACAUUGCGAAAGUUCAGAAAUGUUGAUUAAACUUAUCUAAGGACCAAAAAUAGUACUGUCUCGUGUACAUUUAAAGCACUCCAGUAAACAGAGCUCGGCUUUUGUCAUUAGAUGUGUUUUCAAUGUUAAUGUUUUAGUAAACCCCAGGAGGAGACAUAUCUAUCAAUGAAUUUGAAGCAGCUAAUGAAAAAAUAUAAAGAGAUAAGUCCCAUUCAAAAUCAACCAAUCAGUGAAAAAUCACGUCAAUCAGUUAAUCUUUUCUCAAACGCACAAAAAUUUUUAACUUUUGUGGUAACGAAAAAAAUCAAUGUCUGUCAAUUGAACUGAUGAGACGUUGUUACGCCGCAAAAUGUAACAAUUGACGCAAAAUGUAACAUUAACGCGAAAUGUAACAACUUUUUAACGCGAAAUGUAAAAACUUUUUGCCGCAAAAUGAAAAAAUAUUUUUAACGUGAAAUGUAACAAGCAAAAUGUUACAGCCUUGAAAUAACUGAGAGACUUGGACAUGAGCCUUGUAGAUAAAGUGUGGAUUGUCUGGUGGCUACAAGAACAGUUAUUUUUCUUAUUUGAUUCAAUCAGCCAUUAAAAAUUUCUUUCAGAUAUCGAUGAAUGCGCUCUCGUGCCAUGCCAGAAUGGUGCUACAUGCACAGAUCUACCGCUGAAUUACAGCUGUACAUGUAUCUUGGGUUUCACGGGAAGGAACUGCAGCAUCAGUGAGUAAAGAUCGUUGUUUUAUGAAAAAUUAUUCUUUAUUUUCUGGCUCAAUACGUUUUCUAAAGUAAACUGCCGCACCUCUGUUUUCAAUUUUUAUUGGUUUUGGCCGGUUAUGUUUGGGAAAUGGCUCCGAAUUGAAAGUUUAAGAUAUUAACUAGAUAACUUCUGUAAAAGAUCCAAGAUUACUUAAAAACUUGGUUUAUAUACUCCCAUUUUUUUCUACAGUUUAUCUACCCUUUUAUCUGUCGUUAAUGUUUUGGUGGUUCUUGAAAAAGUCUACACAAACUUUAUAGUAAAGUUUGUCUUCUCCCGUUAACAGACAUUGACGACUGUGUAGAGAACCCAUGCCAAAAGAAUGGUUCAUGUAUUGACCUUGUGCACGACUACCGCUGUAGCUGUUCUGCAGGUUACACCGGAAAGAAUUGUAGUGUUGGUAAGGAACUUGACCUAAUUAAAACAUUUUAUACAAGUAAUGUCCCAAGAAAAAGAAAGGAAGUAUCAGAAAAAGGAUUUUUCUGA
Porites evermanni is the source of this 15138-nucleotide messenger RNA. The record is from the annotation of a GenBank genome assembly. Lineage: Eukaryota; Metazoa; Cnidaria; Anthozoa; Scleractinia; Poritidae.